Herpailurus yagouaroundi (jaguarundi) is the source of this 4669-nucleotide messenger RNA. RefSeq names its product transmembrane protein 120B (gene TMEM120B). The record is from RefSeq and is a predicted model, not a curated record. Lineage: Eukaryota; Metazoa; Chordata; Mammalia; Carnivora; Felidae. Gene Ontology annotation, cellular component: nuclear inner membrane. Gene Ontology annotation, biological process: fat cell differentiation. The transcript has 12 exons. Bases 122 to 1219 code for a protein of 365 amino acids.
UCCGGCUGCGCAGGAACAGCUGGUGUCUCCGAAGGCGGCCGGCGAGCGGACGGGCUGUGGUGCUGGCGGCCAGUCGCGCCACGCUGCGGGAGCCGCCGCCGCCGCCUCGCACCGCCGCACCAUGUCCGGCCAGCUGGAGCGUUGCGAGCGCGAGUGGCAUGAGCUGGAGGAAGAAUUUCAGGAACUGCAGGAAACCCACAGGAUCUACAGGCAGAAGCUGGAGGAGCUGACUUCACUCCAGACUUUAUGUAGUGGCUCUAUCAACAAGCAGAAGACGCGACUAAAGGACUUGAAGCACACACUCCAGAGGUACAAGCACCAUGCGAGUCAGGAGGAGGCAGAGCUCAUCCAGCAGAUGAGCGCCAACAUCAAGGAGCGGCAGAAUGUCUUCUUCGACAUGGAGGCCUACCUGCCCAAGAAGAAUGGGCUCUACUUAAACCUGGUCCUUGGCAAUGUGAAUGUGACCCUUCUCAGCAACCAGGCCAAAUUUGCUUACAAGGAUGAGUACGAGAAGUUCAAGCUCUACCUGACCAUCAUCCUGCUCCUAGGUGCUGUGGCGUGUCGAUUUGUCCUUCACUACAGGGUGACUGACGAAGUUUUUAACUUCCUGCUGGUGUGGUAUUACUGCACCCUGACAAUCCGGGAGAGCAUUCUCAUCAGCAAUGGCUCGAGAAUUAAAGGCUGGUGGGUGUCUCACCACUACGUGUCCACGUUCCUCUCUGGAGUGAUGCUGACCUGGCCUAACGGAUUAAUUUAUCAGAAGUUUCGUAAUCAGUUUUUAGCGUUUUCCAUUUUUCAGAGCUGUGUCCAGUUCCUGCAAUAUUAUUACCAGAGGGGCUGCCUCUACAGGCUGCGGGCUCUGGGAGAGAGGAAUCAUCUGGACCUCACGGUGGAAGGGUUCCAGUCCUGGAUGUGGCGGGGCCUCACCUUCCUCCUGCCUUUCCUGUUCUGUGGCCAUUUCUGGCAGCUCUACAAUGCCGUCACGUUGUUUGAGCUCUCCAGCCACGAGGAAUGCAGAGAAUGGCAGUCGUGCACGCGAAACUUCAGAAGAACAGAAACAAAGGGAAGAAGCUGUGAGCCAAGGGACCUGUGCACCCCCAGCCCCUGGGGUUCAAGACUGCAGGGGGUUCCAGCUGGCACCUGGCCGCACCUGAUUUCCUCCCCACAGUGUCCUUGGCCACUGCAGCAGCCACCUCAGGGGCCAGCGCAUCACUGGUAGAAGGGCCAAGGCCCUGGUCCCCGGUGGACAAGAGGAAUGUGGCCCCUGCCCGUCUGCACAAUGUUAGCCUGCUCAGCCUCCCUAUUUAUGACAUAUUUAACACGGGGUCCUCCCGACUGCCCUAGAAUCCGCAGUCUUCCCUCGCUGCCCUCUCACGGCUGAGACUGGGUCAGUCUUCCUGGGCGGGGGCCUAAAGCCUCAGGGAGCCCCUCAGGUUGGGGUUUGGAUGUGCCUCGCUGGAGUGCCGACCUGCUACUUACUGAGUCCCCAGCAGGUGGAAGGAAACCCCUCGGCGUCCUGUGGAGCCUCCCUCCCCGGGGCAAACCGGCAAACCGCUUCCGCUGUAAGCUCUCCCGGCCUCCGCUGCUCCGUGGUGGGGUAUUUUAAGUUCUCAGAGAAUCACUGUCUGUCUGUGACUGGUGCUCUUUGUGCUUCCUCUCCCUCCUGCUGGCCACCUGGGGAGAAGUGCCCUGCCUCCCCGAGGGCCUGGUCCCUGGGGUGGGCCUGAGGCGAGGGGGGGUGCUGCUACCACCAGAGGGCGCCCCAGCCUUGGCAUCACUUGGGUGGUUUGAGAUAGUUUGGUGUUGGGUUUUUUUGAAUUUGAAAUUUUGGCUUCCUGACCCCCACCCCUCAGCCCACUUUCCUGAAUUCUUGCAGUGAGUGGGACCCUUACUUUCAGCGCUGGCUGGGACUUAAGCCAUCACAGAGCUCACCCACCCUCCCCCUCAGGUUCUAGAAUGUUGGUGGGGAGAGUCUGAGCAGGCUCACUUCUGGGAGGUGGCACUUGGAAGCCAGGACAAGUCCGCUGGUCACCUUGUGUCGGAUUCUGUACUUGAAUGCUUGUGGGGAGGAUGAAGAAGCUAGCAGGUUUGGUUGAAUGUUCGGCGCCUUCUCCCACACGCGAGCCUCAGCUGCCUUUAACUAUUUCCCUACAAAUCCCCUCUGACCAGAGUUCAGGGCUGGCAUCCACAGUCAUGCUUUGGCUCUCAGAGGAGUUUAAGCUUCUUUUUUAAUUGUUACAUUUUUAAAAUAUGAAAUUUCCCCUCCACCCCAGUAAGAGUCCACAUAAAAACCCAGAUUUCUACUUUCCCUAGAAAAAUGGAAAGAUCUGUCAACAUUCCCACAGGGCAGUUCUUGGCUGGGCUGAGCUGCCUGCCUAGGAUGGGGUGCUUGCUUUCUAGUAUGCCACAGACCCACCACUCCCUUUUGUACCUGUCCAGUUUCACUCGUUUGCACCUCCCAUCUGGCCCUAAGGCACUUGAGUUUUCCUUAGACUAGGAGUCGGUAAACUUUUUCUGUAAAGGGCCAGAUGGUAAGUAAAUAUUUGAGGGCCAGAUAAUCUGUUACAACUACCUUAGCCUGCAGUUGUAGGGCAAAAGCAGCUAAUGCAUACAUAAAUGAGCGUGGCUGUGUCCCAACAAAACUUUAUUUACAAAAACAGGCAGCUGCCAGAUUUGGUCCACAGACUGUACGGUUUGUGGACCUCCGUCCUAUAUCAUUUAUCAUUUGUCCAUGAGGCCUUGGAUUGACGACGCUCUUGACUCCCCAGGUCAUGGCAGGGCCUUGGGGAACCUGUGUGAGGGGGGUGGAAUACAGAAGUCUCUUUCCCUAGCAAUUGACUUCAGAGAGGCUCAGGCUUGGGGCUGAGGCAGGAGAUCCUGGGGAGGGCAGGAGGCACCUGAAGCCGUUAUGCCACGUUCAGUAAGGCUGACUCCUGGCUAACUCAGGAAGCAAGCAGCUCUCAAUCUGUGGGGCAUUAGAAUCACCUGGGGCACUUGUUUAAAAGCUCCCGGAAGUGACUGCAGACCUUCCAGGAGGAGGUUCAGUGGAUCUGCAGCUGGGGGUUAAGUGUGUUUUCACAGGAGGUCAAGGGGGUCUCAGCUCCAGAACUCCACAUCCUGGCAGAAGUGGAGGCUGUGAGGGACAGAGGAAACUUGAUGACUAUUAAAAUGAGCCAGUGCCGUCCUUUUGCAGAUAGGGAGAUAGUCCACAGAGAGGAGUGACUUGCCCAAGGUCACUCGGAGCCAAUGUCACUUUCAUCUCAAGUUCCUGGCACUGGGGGGUUGCAGGUGAGGAGCCCCUGAGCAGGGGUUGGAUGUGUGGUCCAGGGUACUUUUUGCUUUUUGAGAGAGUUUCUUGUCCCCCUUGGGCAUGUGUGCCGGCUCUGCAAAGAUGGUGGCCCAGCCAAAGGCUGAGACUGGAGUCCUCUGGGGGGGGCCGGGGCCGCUGUUGGCCCCCGUGUCUGGGGCUGGUGCCUGUGUUGUCCCGAUAGGCCCCUAUCCCAUCGUGGUCCCCGAGCUCCUGGAGGAAGGAAGUGAUGAGCUGGAGAGUGCAGCCGUGCCUAUCUCCAGAGCCCAGGGAGGCGGGUGACAUGGGAGCAGCGGUCUUGGGGGGGGGGGGGGGGCGUGUGGAACGCUGACGAAUCCACACUUAUCCACGUACCAGAUGUAGUUCUUUGUUUUAAGCAUAGGUUUUGAGGACCUAUUGGGUGUGCAAAGGGGGAUACACGUGGCUGGGGGGAGGCCACGUACUCCUGAGUCCUGGGGACAUAUGCCGGUUCCAGGUACAGAGGGACUGAGUCCAGCACCCUCACCCACCUCCAUGCGGGCCACAGCUCCAGUGUGAACCCAAAGGUGAGUUCAUGGUCAGAGCCGCAGCUGGGAAAUAAGAGAUCUCCAGAAUGUUCUAAGAGUCUAACCAGAGGCUCCAGACACAAGGAGACACCCACCUCCAGGUGCCCUUGGAAAGCUGGGGAUGGGGCAGGAUCUCGGGGUAUAAUCCGGGGCUGGUGGCCUGGCCCCUGUCAGUCUUGCCCUGAGGGCUUUGUGCCCUACCCAGAGGGGUCAGAGCAGCAGGCACAACCGGUGUUGUUUCUGCCGCUGUGCUUUCUUCAGAGCACUGAGGGCAACCUUGGCGGCCUCUCGGAAAACGUCCUCCACAUUCUCCCGAAACUUGGCAGAACAUUCUAGGUAGAGGGCGGCUCGGAUCUGUUCGCAGGCGCUCUGACCCUGGGUGGGCGGGAGGGGCUGGCAUUAGAUGAGGGGCCUGGAGCAUGGGGCACCUCCUGACACCCCCUCAUGGAUCUGGGGACUUGGAUCUGGCUCUGGGGGGCCCCCCGGGGCGGGAGCCCCCUUCUCCCUAUCCCGGGCCCAGCCCUCACCAGUGUGGGUGGAUGGAACAUAACGGCCUGUCUGGUGUGGCCUGAGGGCUGCGGCUGCUGAGAGAAGCGUCCUGUCCACCUUCAGGCAGAGAGGGGGCCGGAUCCCGACAACUGUGUCUGCCAGGCCUCUGACGAGCUAGGGGCCCCCAGACACAAAGGGCUUCCUACUUGCCUCUCUCCUCUUCUCCAGAGCACAACUAAGGAAACGGCUUGCUAGGAGAGUAAAAACUCUCUCUUCUAACAUUUGCUUUUAUUAAUGCUUCUUUUUAUUAAACUUUCUUACCAGUGUU